Molecule: messenger RNA, 465 nt
Organism: Aspergillus caelatus
Lineage: Eukaryota; Fungi; Ascomycota; Eurotiomycetes; Eurotiales; Aspergillaceae
Product: GFA family protein
Exons: 2
Coding region: 1-465 (154 amino acids)
Molecular function (GO): carbon-sulfur lyase activity
Source: RefSeq, a predicted model, not a curated record
AUGGGCGAAACGACCGAACGAACACAAACCAUCUAUGGGUCCUGUCUUUGUGGAACAAUCAAAUACCAUAUCACCGGAGACCCAGCUUUGAAAAUACUCUGCUACUGUCAGAACUGUCGGAAAUCGACUGGUUCGCUGGGGAUGGCCAAUAGCAUAUAUCGCCGGGAGAAUGUAACUAUAACGCAAGGCCACGACACACUUCGCACAUACAAGGAUAAUGCAACCAAUAAUGGGUCGACUGUUGAGCGAUCAUUCUGCGGGAAUUGCGGGUCGAAUCUCUUUUGCGAAAACAAGGAAAAGGGACCAGAACUCGUGAUCGUGACAUCGGGUACGAUGGAUUUGGCAGCUGAGCAGACUUGGGAGCCGGUGAUGGAGUUUUACUGCAAGGAUAAGAAGACUUGGUUGGACACUAAUGUGGAGACGAGGAAAUUUGAGGAAGUCCCGACGGCGUUUGAUAAUCUGUGA